GGGAGAAAGAGAAAGAUAGAGAGAGAUCGGCCGCCCGUCCCGCUCUCGCCGUUCAGUUGUCGCUCGCGUUCUCGCGGUACGCGUCGUACGGUCCGCGCGUACCUCUCCUCCACCUUCUCCACGCACACGACACGUACACGCGCGCACACAAAUACACGUGCGCGCGCGCGCGCGCGCGCGAGUGCCGUGUCAAUGGGAGCGCGUACGCGCGUGCCAUUCGCGUGAGGUAUCCCCCCGACCCCGGCGCCGGGACACCGCGAUUGAUCGAUCCCGCCGCGCUCGCUGGCCGCGACGAAGUCGAUGAGUAAGAUGCACCUCGAAAAUGCUGCAAGAGGGAGAUGAAGCCCCGUACGAGAUCGCGUCCGAUCCGAAGGGAGAUGAAAUCCAGAAGCUCAGUGUCAUACAAAGUCUACCAAGUCUUUUGGCCACCGACACGCAAUCAUGUAUGUCUCGAGUGGUACCUAAGAUGCAGCAGUCCCUGGCUACUGCAUCGCCCGAGUUUCACAUAGCAGCGUCGUCCACAUUCAAAACCAUUUUGGAGCAGAAGCUUGUCAGCCAUAAUGUUUUUAGUCAGACAUUCCUUCAGAGCAUAUUAAAUUCUCUAGAGAGCCGCGACCCAGUUAUCUGUCAUGCGUGGUUGGAGACCUUACUGGAUGUGAUCGAAUUACUGCCGGUAGAAGUCGUAAGAGCACAGAUUCUUCCAUUGACUAUAAGUAAAGGACAAUUGUCACAACCCAUCUACUCCAGGAUAACGUGCAGCAGGUUAUUGGGAAAGAUCUGUACGCGAUUUGAUUCUGCCAUGAUACAGAAGGAAGUUCUGCCAACGGUACACUCCCUCUGUCAGGAUGUAAGCAGUGAAGUGCGAGGUAGUAUUUGUUUGCAACUGCGCUUUGUUGCGGAAGGUCUCGGUGCUGAGUCUGUAAAACCUGCUUUGCUACCAUCUCUUGUAGAAUUAGCGAGUGACGAAGAAAUCAGUGUAAGAUACGCCUCUGUACAGACAAUAGUGUAUUUACUACCUCAUCUUCAGGAAGAUACGAUAAAAAAUAUAAUAGCCCCACUUGUUAAAAAGCUAUGUGAAAAUGCGACUAAAUCGGAAGAUAAUAUGAUAUGUAUAAUAGCGGAAGAGCUGGGAAAACUUGUACUUGGUCUAGAAAAGUGUUUGUCAGUGUCAGAGAAAGCAUGGUUCAUAAAGUACUUUCAACAACUUGCACAAAUGGGAAUACCAUCACUGAAGAAAGAGAAACCACGCUUUACGUUUAUGAGCAGCGCUCCUGCACAAGAUGAAAGACAUGUUGAAUGCAGAAGGCACUGUGCAUUUAAUUUGCCAGCAAUGUUUAUCUUUGUAUCAAGUUCUCCGGAAGAUGUAGAUACAAUACUUGCAAUAUUUGAUGCACUAACAAGUGAUCAUUAUUAUUUGGUUCGGAAAACUGUUGCGUGUGGAAUUCAUGAAGUGGCAAAGGUUCUAGGGCCGAAAAGUGCACGAAUAAAGGGAAAUUUAAUAAAAUUGCUAAAAGAUGAUUCUGAGGAAGUACAUCAAGGUUUAAUUCCUCAUAUAGGCUUAACACUGGAAUGUCUAGUCGAAAGUCAAACUAUUGGGACAGAUAGAAUGGAUUCUUCGUUGAUGGAAAUAGGUAAAGCUUUGUUAAAAUGCGAGGCUGAAGUUGCGGGCACAAACAAUUGGAGGCUGGCAUCAUUAAUGCAUGCGCAACUAGAGAUUUUACCUAAAUGUUUUCCCAGUGAUUUUAUAUACUCGUACUUUAUUCCAAUGGCUUUCUCCAGAAUUUUACAUGCGCGACCGAUACCGGUACGUCUUGCUGCAGGAACGCUUUUCCUUCUCCUUUUGCGAUACAACAUGAAACCUAUACAAAGAGCGGAACUGCGUAAUAGAAUCUUUACAGAUUUGGCCAAUAAUUCUGAUUGUUACGUGAGAAUGAUGUUUGUUCGUAUGAUGGUCGAAGCGCUGGAAAUUUUUUCUUCUACAUAUUUUAAGGAACAUUUUUUCAAUGUUUUAUUGAAUCUGGCUGAAGAUCCGGUAGCCAAUAUAAGAAUGAAAGUAGUAUCUUUACUGCCACAACUGAAGAAUCAGCUGUGGAUGCCGACCGACAAGAAAUUGCUAACAUCACUGGAGUCAGUUGUGAGACAUUUGGUCAACAAUGAGAAGGAUAGAGACGUAUUAUUUAUUUUAAAAAGCGUUACACAAAAGUUAGACGACAUGGAUGUCAAGUAUGAAGGCCAAAGUUUAACAAUAAAGCUUACUAGGCAAGAUGUGGAAGAUGCCAAAAAGUUGGAAGAAGAAAAGAAAUUGUCAGGAAUAGGUGUAGGAAAACCAACAAGUGGAACUGUAGUAAAGAAAGGUUGGACAAGAGCAGGAACUGAUGGUUCUACAAGAGGAGUAUCACAGUCGAAAGGUGAGCAUUUAGUGAAGAAUAAGGAAGCAUUGCAUGAAACAAAAUCAUUACUAAUAAAAUAUGGAACUGCAUCUUCGCAUCAAGUAAUCGAAAAUUUAAAAACGAGAAUCCAACUAACACAUCCGUGGGAAAAAGUAGGGCAUUUCAACUCACAUACUAAUACAUCGCAAUUUAACUUUGUGAAUGGAUCCUCUAAUGAUUAUAUUACACCUAAGCCGCAAUGUAGCUGCUCCAAGUUAGCGGUAUUCCAGGCUCUCUUGUCAUUGCCGGAUGCUUGUGAACAAGAGUAUGAGAGCGACUCCCAAUACCAUUCAUAUUACGAUACCGACAACGAUCACGCAAAGUUCAGAAAGCAGUCAGUCCAAGCGAACGAAUAUAGUCCCUCCGCUUUUACCAAAUCUUUUUUUCUGUCUCUUGUAAAAGAGAAUAAGCAAGAGCCGCAACAACAAUCUAUACUAACACGGGAGGAUUAUCCGCAUGAAUUUUCUACUAACAUUAGUGGCAAGGAUAGAGCGCCUAACUUCGCCGCUUUAAGGGCACUAACAAACGCAGCUCACUAUAAUUCAUGUUGGGCUUUUAGCUCGAUGCCGGAAAUCUCUAUGAUGCAGUCAGACGAUGAAUUCCUGGUAGAUGCUGGUAUCAGGAUACCCACCCAAUUGUCCACGUCUCAAAGUACAUCGAAAAUCCCGCAUUUGCAAGAUUUUAUUGCAACAAGGAGGCAACUAAAUACUACUGCGAUUCGGUCUAGACGAAACAGUAUGAAUUUCGAUAAGGGAAAGUUUAAGAGACAUUCCUCCGUUGAAUACGAAGAUUGUAUGAAACGUAGGACAAGUGAGAGUGACUCGUCGAGAAGCACAUCAAUUUCGAUAGAUUAUGAAGAGGGUUUGCGACAGCGCAGCAUGGUGAAGGAGAAUUUGAGCGACCAACACUUGUCGUCCAAGACUGAUAUGAGAACUAAAAGAUAUUCCACUCCGCAUGGAAGAACUAGAUUCGGAUGGGACGUUAGCCAAGAGAGAUCUCUAGACGAGAAAUUGAAAAGAAAUUCUUUGAUACUGGAUAAAGAGAAAUUGAAGUUUAAUAACUCUAAAUGCGUGCUGGAUCGAACUAAACGUCAUUCCACGAAUUUCAGUUUGAAGCUUCCCGAUACUAAAGAAACGAAGCAGCUCGUGAAGCGUCAUAGUUUCGAGGAUCAUACCACGGUACGUCGUGCUAUAAAAGGAUGUUUCUCAACACUGGACGUAAAUCACAAUCAGGGUCUUAGUAAAAUCCCCUUGAGAAAUGUUGAAUCUCGUAGCAGGACUGCGCCUGCCACCAGAGCGUCUAGCCCUGUACAUGUAGAAUCGCGAUUAAGAUUUGACAUUGAGAACUGUGAUGACUCUCGAAAUUCUGUUGAUGACAGACACUUGAAUAGAUUUAGCUCGAGUGAUGAAGAGGUCGACAAAUUAUGUAGGAUGCUAUUACAUUCUCAAACGGCACAGAGUAGUACAGGAAUAGCAUCAAGAAGUAGGGAAAGAUAUCCUGUUCACUUGUUGAUGAAAAAGUUAUAAACAGUAUAAUUCUGUUAUAUAUCACAUAAUUUCUACAACUCUUCCACAACUGCAUUUAGUGACCAUACUUGAUGAGCUUCGUAUACAGCUUUAAAUUUAAUUAAGAGGUCUAAAUAAGGAGGUCUAAGCUGAUUGAAAAUUAUACAUAAUAGUUUUCUUUGGAGUUUUUUUUUGUUUAAGCAAAGCUUGUGAUUCUCGGUAGAAAUUUUAUUAGCACAAUUUAUCCUUAUAAAACAAAUUCUUCAGUAAGUCAUUGUAUGACAUUGCAAUCAAAUGUAUUCUCAUAAUGUUCAAUGCCGAUGAAAUAUGAUAGAGCUUUAUUUUUAAACUAUGUACAAUAUGUACCGCUAAUAUUUUGGUUAAAUUUAAAAUUACAUAUCUUAACAUAGAACGUUAUUGAUAAUUUAUUGAAAUAUGAGAUUCUAGGAAAUCAAAUCUUAUAAAUACAAUUAUCUGAAAAAAGUUGGCAUAAGAAUCAUUUUGAGAAUAUAUUAAAAUUUUUAUUUUAUUGACGCUAAUGAAAUUAUGCUUAAAAAUAACAGUCUUAUGAAUUGUUAACAUAUCAAUUUUGUAUUAUUGUUUAUGAUCUACUCUUAAUGAUAUGUAUUUUUAGAAUUUGGUAAAAAAAUUUGGCAGUUUCUCUACAUUGUGCCUUUCCUAUAUGAUUAUUUUAUUUAUCUAAUUUAAUACAAAUAUUUAUCAAUUUUGUUUUAUUAAAGCUUUUACAUUUUAUCUUAUUAUUUUUAACUUGAAAUUAGAGAUAAUUACUUAUACAAACAGUAUUGUGAAGUGUAAAUUGGUGCAACAAGACAUGUACUUUAUUUUAUUAGAUAUUUAUGUCUCAUAUGAUAUUGAUUGCCUGUGAAAUAGCUAUGUACUUACGUACGAUAAGAUAAUUACGUUAAUUUUAGUUAUGUUAUUUGUUGAAUCAAAUUAUACUCUUCGUAAAAAUAUCUUUAUGUCUCAAAGAAAGUCAUGCAUUCUGACUUUACAUUGAAGAUAAAAACUUGCACGCUUAUUUCGAAAGACUGUUUGUUAGAUUCUGCGAUUAAAAAUUGUAUAAAAUGGAAAAAA
This is a messenger RNA of Vollenhovia emeryi, 5029 nucleotides long. RefSeq names its product serine/threonine-protein phosphatase 4 regulatory subunit 4-like. Gene Ontology annotation, molecular function: protein binding; protein phosphatase regulator activity. Lineage: Eukaryota; Metazoa; Arthropoda; Insecta; Hymenoptera; Formicidae. The coding region runs from base 323 to 3955 and encodes 1210 amino acids. Gene Ontology annotation, cellular component: cytosol; protein serine/threonine phosphatase complex. The transcript has 16 exons. The record is from RefSeq and is a predicted model, not a curated record.